Cajanus cajan (pigeon pea) is the source of this 2556-nucleotide messenger RNA. RefSeq lists its product as uncharacterized. The record is from RefSeq and is a predicted model, not a curated record. Lineage: Eukaryota; Viridiplantae; Streptophyta; Magnoliopsida; Fabales; Fabaceae.
AAGAAGGUGCAGCCCUAAUCUAAUUUAUGCCUGCGGUUUCACUCAUAUGAGAACAAUCAAAUCCCUCACUCACUAUUUGUUCCUAUUCUGCUCUUUCUUCCAUAAACUCACAUUGUCUCUUCCGUUACUCAGAUCAGUUUGUUAGAAAGGGACAAUGGAUGUGGUUAUGACACCAGCUAAAGAAGAACCUAAUUCUGACGAUGAGACAAAAGGGACUGAAAACACCAUCAUGACUGAAGAAGCCCUGGAGAAAUAUGGAGGCUCAGGCUUUGAUUCCAGAGAUCGAAGAAAAAGUAAAUACCUGUCUUCCCCCUACACAAACAUUGGGCCAAAGCAAAAGGAUUUGCCUGCUGAAACAGAAGAUUUGAGGACACCAUGUCCUUCUCAGAAAGCAGAGGCUUCAAGUAUAGCCACUAUGCCUUUACAUGGAUCUUCUUCGAAUGCUAAAUUGGGUAGCAAGAGGUUCCGAAAGAACUGGUACAAAAAAUUCAUCAGCUGUAAUACUAUGUCCAGCAAUCAAGAAUUCAUGAAUGCAUCUGCAGAUGAAUUACUUUCAGGACUUUAUUCUACAGCCAUUGAUUGUAUGUUUCCAGUUGGGAGUAAGAGCUUUGAUUUAGUUGAGCGGUUCUUUUGCAGAUAUAGAGUAUCAAACUAUCAUGAUGAAGCUGAACUUGCUACUUCCCUGGUUAAUGCGAAAGAAGAAAAAAUUGGGGAACCUGUGGGUGAUUUACCAGAUUCCAAAACUAAGAAGAGAAAGAACAAUAAAAUGGAAAAUACAGUUAGGCGUAAGCGAAAAUCACUCUCUGGCCUAUCAGAUGUGAAUGCAAACACUUCUAGUUGUGAUUCUUUGAAGCCUGAGAGAAUAUUGAAACAAAAGAGGAAGGUAAAAGAAAUUACUUCAGUGAAUCAGCCACAAAAUGUUGAGAUAAAUAUGAAUGGGAGCAGCAGCAAUUACAGCUCAGUUCCUGAAGCUUCACAAAAUCUUAGUUGCCUUGCUUCUGAGGGAAAGGCCGUGCAUAAAAAGAGGGGAAAGAUAGAAGCACAAAAGCAUCAAAAUACUCAAAUUAAUUCAGUGCAUAGGGAUGCAAAAAGCCACAAUUGCAGUUCACUGGUAAUAGAUUUGCAGUUUACAUCCCCUGCUAUACCUGUUGAUAUUCCUGAGAAAAAUAAAUACGAAAAUAAGGAAGAACUAGUUUUCUUAGCUUCAAAUCCAGAGUCACGUGUUUCCCAGGAAGGACAAGUUGGGAGUAUUAUUGAUCACAGGUUGUUGCUAAGUACUAAGGCUGGGGUUGGUACUGUCCUGGGAAAUAAAACAGGGUUGAAGAAUAGCAUGGGAAAAGCAGCAGAAGUGCCUCUCAAUACUAAACUUGCUAUAGAGAAAACAGGGCUGAAGAAUAGCAUGGUGAAGGCAGCAGAAUUAGCUCUCAAUACUAAUCUUGCUAUAGGGAAAACAGGGCUAAAGAAUAGCAUGGUGAAGGCAGCAGAUUUGCCUCUCAAUACUAUACUUGCUAUAGGGGCAACAGGGCUGAAGAAUAGCAUGGAAAAGACAGUAGAAAAGCCUCUCAAUACUAAACUUGCUAUAGAGAUACCUGAUUUGAAUGGUACUGGCUCUGAAUACAAUUCAAUCAGUCCAGAAUUUGAUGGUGUCAAUUUCUUUUCACCUGAACCGAAAUCAGAGCAGUCAAGAAGCUUUUUAGAAUGUUCAACACCUACUACCAAAACUACUUCUUACAAUAGACUGGAGGAUAAUGGAGAAUCACUUGGAAACUGUCUUCUCCUACGAUUUGCCCGUGAAGCGUAUAUCCCAUCAAAAGAAGAUUUAAUGACAACUUUUUGCCGGUUUGGUCCUUUGAAGGGGUCUGAAACUCAGUUGUUAAAAGACACUGGUAGUGCUCAAGUUGUUUUUGUCAGAAGUGCAGAUGCUGCAGCAGCAUUUCAUAGUUUACAGCAGAACAAAUUUGUCUUUGGUUCUACUGUUGUUGAUUGCAAGCUCCAACAUCUUUCUGCAGCCUCUCCACCUGCAGAGCAACUUGUGACCCCUGCCCAACCAACUGGUUAUACGACAAUGCCUGGUGUGACCCCUAUCCAACCAAAUGGAUAUAGGACAAUGCCUGGUGUGAACCAUACCCAACCAAAUGGGUCUAUGGUGGCAAUGCCUGGUGUGAUCCCUACCCAACCAACUGGGUCUGUAGCAAUGCCUGGUGAGACACCUCCCCUUCAGUUUAUUAAGCAGAACUUGCAGAUGAUGACAUCAGUCCUGGAGAAUUCUGGGAGUAGUCUUUCUCCCCAGAUGAGAGCCAAACUGGAUACUGAAAUUAAAACCCUUAUGAGAAAGGUGGAUUCUAGGACAAAGGCCUGAACAGUGAGUGCCACUGGGAGCUUUUAUUUUAAAUUAGUCAUCACUGUAGUUAAGUAGUUUAGAGUAGUCAGGGUUUAAGUUCUGGUCCUCUUUCAGGCCUUGUACUGGUGGGCUUUCCUCCCAUUCUUUGACUUCUGAACAAUUCAUUUGAAUGGAUCAACGAUAUUUAUGAAUGAAUGUCAUUUGAUUCAAUAUCA